UGGGAGAUGAACGAGAACCCUAUCCCUAACAGAGUGAUGAACUGGCCCAUCAUGGCGUCUGUCAUUAUCAACUUCAUCCUGUUCAUCAGCAUCAUUCGCAUCCUGGUGCAGAAGCUGCGCUGCACCGAUGUCGGAGGAAACGAGCAGUCGCAGUACAGACGUCUGGCUAAGUCCACCCUCCUGCUGAUCCCUCUGUUUGGGGUCAACUACGUGGUGUUUGUGUACCUGAUGGAGCCGGCCGACAAAAACAUGAGGCACGUCAAGAUCUUCUUUGAGCUCGCCCUCGGAUCCUUCCAGGGUCUGAUCGUGGCGGUCCUCUAUUGUUUCCUCAACAGCGAGGUCCAGGGCGAGCUGAGGAGGACGUGGAGGAGUUUAUCUCUCAAGCGUUACGUGGGGCGGGACUACCGGCUGCACGCCAUGUCGGUCAGCAGAAACGGCACCGAAAACUUCCCCAGAAACUCCCGAGCUCAGUCCAUCCUGCAGACUGAGGUCACCGUUCUCUGACCGGGGACGCAGACGGACGGUUUUUAUAGAGACGCUCAUGUUCAGAGCGACUCAGAGGGCGAGGAGACUCGAUGUCUCACUUCAGGACCUUUUUUAGACAUAUCGUUAUUAUCGCUCCUGCAGGGACUGAACUCGUGAGCUGAAGGAGUUUCUGAGGUCGAGUUCUUGUCAUAUCUUUCGUGGGGAAUUUCCCGCCA
Messenger RNA from Plectropomus leopardus (leopard coralgrouper), 701 nucleotides. The record is from RefSeq and is a predicted model, not a curated record. NCBI's taxonomy places the organism in Eukaryota, Metazoa, Chordata, Actinopteri, Perciformes, Serranidae.